AUGAAACUCAAGAACAAAGGCAAGGGCAAAGUCCAUCCAUCUCCCUCCCCGCCGUCCAACAUUCUCGCUGUUCUGAAGUUCUUACCGGCGGCCAUUCUUGUUCUUGUUUCAGUCCUCUCUCUCGAAGACCGUGAAGUCUUGUCCUUUCUGAUAACGAGGUCACUGAAAUCAGCAACCGCCGUCUGCGAAAUCGCCGGAAAAAGCAAGAAAAACAAUACAAGGGUAUCGCCGGAAAUCAAGCAUAAGACGCCGGCUUUUGAUUGCGACUGUUUUAACUGUUAUACCAGCUAUUGGUACAAGUGGGACUCGUCAGCUAACCGUGAAAUCAUAACCCAGGCGAUUGAAGCGUUCGAUGAGCACUUGAACAAUGACGAGCAGUUCAAGAAGAACAAUCGGGUCAAGAAGAAGGGAAAAACGGGUCGUCGACAACUCGCCGGGAAAUCCGCUGUUCUGCCUGAAACUUCUCCGGUGGAAAAAGGAGCUGAAAAUAUGACUGGGUUCGAGAGCCAUUUUGCUGUUGUGGGCCCAGAGAAACCUGUGGAGAUAUCGUCGGAGAAGUCGCCGGAAAACGAGCCAGAAGUUGUUAUCCGACCAAACGCAGAGAUAGCCCAUAAGGGUCUUGCAAGAAAGGUCUUGCCGGACAUAAUGGGGCUAUUCAAUUCUCGUUUGUGGAACCUUUGGAGUCCAAAUGUGUAA
This is a messenger RNA of Daucus carota subsp. sativus, 696 nucleotides long. RefSeq lists its product as uncharacterized. NCBI's taxonomy places the organism in Eukaryota, Viridiplantae, Streptophyta, Magnoliopsida, Apiales, Apiaceae. The record is from RefSeq and is a predicted model, not a curated record. Bases 1 to 696 code for a protein of 231 amino acids. The transcript has a single exon.